AUGUGUGAGUGUGCUCCAUCAGGGAGUAUGUCGAUCGCGGGCCAUUGGGCUCUUCGCGGUGGCUUUACACCGCGAGCAAAUCCCAGAUGUCCAAAUAUUCAUUUCCCGCACCAGGAUAUGUAUUGGCAACAACGCGGCGAAUUUUUCGUCAGUUUUUAUCAUCGUUCACAAGAAAGUGUGAAGAUGUUCGAUGCAAUGAAACAACGAGUAGAACUUGCUUAUGAACAACGUCGUAAAUCAGAAGCUAAUCGUUUGCAGAAAGUUACUAAUGGAAAAAUGAUGCAAUAUUUGGAACGGAUCCCGUUGUCGAAAAAUGUUACAUUAACGAUUGAAGUACCAAAUUCCGAACAUGCUGGCAUGAUGGAGCGAAUGGAAGCUUGGUGUGAUCUAGAUUCAAUACCACAAAUUAUGCAAGACACUGGUGUACUCAUUCAAUUCCCGGAUUUAGUACCUGAUGUCAAAAAUGCUGGUGAUUAUGUAAAUAGAGUAACGCUAACAGGGCCGCUAGCAAAUGUUGAACAAGCCAGGAUUCGAAUUAGAAAUUUUACGCCUGUAGCGAUCAGUUUUCCUCUAAGGACAUUGAAACCUCACAUAUCAAUGAAGGAUGUGAAAAAUGUUAUCGACAAAGCAAUUGCCGAAAAAUUAAUUAAUUUUCCUAACCUCGAAAUAAUGGUGCAACUUCCACAGUUACCAAAGGAUCCAGUUCCAUCAUGUGUUGUGCGCGGUACACCAUCUCAUGAACGUGAUAUAUGUGAAGCCUGUACAGCUCUUCAUCAAUUGCUGUUUGAUGCUGUAAACGACAAUGAACAUAAAUCAGCAAUGAUAUAUUCAACGGUAUUAGAUAUACCGGCUGUACAACAGCUAGCUGUUACGGGAAUACCACAUGGAUAUUUGAUACGUAUGAUAAGUUUGGAAACAAAUGCAAUCAUUUAUUUUCCAACUAUAGCAGACCGUCAUUUUGGAGCAACCAUAUUUUAUCUUUAUGGUUCUGUGCAUGCUAUUAUGAGAGCGAGGAAAUAUAUUCAGGGUCUUCUUCCUGUACGUUUAAUUUUCGAUGUAGAGAAUGAUGAUUUACUUUGUCCGGUUGAUGCAUCAAAUCGAGAGAUAUUCUUGCGUGAUACAGAACAUAAUGUAACAAUAAUGAUGAAAAAAAGUCGCUUAGAAGGCGAACAAUUAACUACGAACGAUACUUUACGGAAUAUGGUGACAAUAGAGAGUGGCGAAUACAAUCUUACUAAUGUUUAUGCAGUGCGACAUCAACUUCUUCGGAAUGGUAUUUUGGAGAAUGAGCCGUUGAUCGUAACAAAAGAUUUCGAUUUCUUUAAGAAUGAUUUCAGAGCACUAAUUGCUAAAAAUAAUCAGAUCAUAUCUGAGAGUUCAAUUAACUCGCUAGCAAAGGCUUCAUCGUUACUUUAUUCCCAGUUGAACCAAAAUAUACAAUCAAAUUGUAAGCUCAGCUCAUUUCCGCCAGUGCCUCUUAUUUCAUCAACUAUAAUAAAUGAUGUUGCUGCGUUGUUACCGCAAAUGCGUGUUUGUCAGGAGGUAUUACAACCAUCUGAGAAUGAGAAUAUGCCAAUCGCAGUAACAGUCAAUAGCAGUUCAGCAAACCAAGAAGAAACCGAAGAAGAAACUGUAAAUUUUACAGCCUCGCCGUCAUCGAUUGUAACAAAAGAACAGAGAGCUUCAGAUGAAGUAAAUAUGUCUGUACCACAAUUCUUGGAUUUAUUUAGACAGAAUGAAAAUAAAGGUAUCGUGAUAAUUCCAAUUGACGAUUCUGGAAAGCCAUUAACUGGAGUAGCUGUCCCGCAAAAGGUGGAAUAUAUUCCAAAUAUUGGCAAAGCAUUUGCCGGUCAGAGCUUUGAUGGACAUUCGAAAGAGCACAAUUUUGAUGUAAUUGCUAGCAAUGCUAAUUAUGAUUUAACAAGCAACACUACUUCGGUAAAUAUGUCGGGAUCGAAAUGUUCGUGCAAAAAAUCAUCGAUGUGUACGCGGUCGUUUGUACCCCAAUCGCAGGGUUUGAUGAGUUCUGGAGCUGAUGUUAUCGACGCAUUAAUCAAUGAUCAAGGCUCCGCAACAGUAGCAGUAGCCGCUGCAAUGCUUCAGAAUAGUCCGCCACAGUGGUUUCAGUCAUCCGGUGCAAAACUAAAAUCAACUGAAUGGCAGAUACCUCGACUAUGGGAGAAAAAGAUUAUUUCAGAAACAUCCGCGAGCUCGGCAGAGUUCGCUCAAAGCUCGAUGGCCAGUUCACCAGAAAAGACUUGGCAAACAAAAAAGAAUCUUCCAUUGAAAUCUUCAUUCAAAAACGAGAAUUGCAUUCGAGAAUACCAUCGUGAAAUUGGCACCAAUACAGCCAAAGAUAUUCUGCAAGAUUUGUCAGCAAGAAAAUCAAGAGAAGCUUCAUCAGGCUUAUCAAUCUUAUCUAGCAAUCGUGACACCAAUCUGUCGUAUUCAAUUUCAGACAGCAACCCUGCACAAAAUUCUAAUCAAAAUCGAUUACUGUAUGAAAGCAAUGGCAGUAACGACGAUACAUAUGAUUAUGAUACGUAUGAUUAUGAUGCAUAUGAUUAUGAUACGUAUGAUUAUGAUACAUAUGAUUAUCGAACAGAGCGUCAACCAGCAAGAACACGUAAUAGUACUGUUUGGGAAAAUCCACGAUAUUCAUCAUCACAACUGCAUCAUCACUAUGCACAUUCGAAUACACGUGAAGUUUUUUCAAGAAGGUACCAAGGACGAUCAAAUCAAAAUUCAUCGCGAUAUAGUGGCGUGGUACGUGGUGGUCCCACAAUGAGACAAUCGAUGAAUCAGUCCGGUGGUUAUUACUCAACAUUUUCUCAUUCUCAGUCAACUUGGAGUUUAUCAUCACGAGGUUACAGUGAAGAUAAAAGAUAUAGUAAUCGAGGAAUAACAUAUAAGCGUUUCAAAAGACAAUUUGUGAACGGAUCACAAUUAGAAGAAAAAGGAAAAGGUGAUCGACGAGAGGAACUCUAUCCUUCCCUCCGUCAAGAGCAGCAGCAUGCUUACCUCUGCCGAAAAGGCUCUGAAAAAUUAAAUAAUAAUGUUAAUAAUAUUGCGACACCGCCGAGGCUACUAGUUAAAACCAAAGCUUACGCAGAUAAAACGAAACGGAUCGGCGUUAUGGCACUGAUCGAUGAGGUACAAAGGAGUCGGAAUGAGCAAUCAUCACGAAGUACACGACAGAAGAAUAGACCAGCACUAAUGAUGAAGGAAUUAGAGAAAUAUACGGGAAAUGAUAAAAUUAGUUCGAAACCAUGCGUAGAUAUGGCAAAGAAAAACACAAUCGAGGAUGAAGGAAUUCAAAACGAAACGCUAGUUUUCUUUUUAAAAUUGUAA
Messenger RNA from Cercopithifilaria johnstoni, 3351 nucleotides. NCBI's taxonomy places the organism in Eukaryota, Metazoa, Nematoda, Chromadorea, Rhabditida, Onchocercidae. The record is from the annotation of a GenBank genome assembly.